Penicillium subrubescens is the source of this 522-nucleotide messenger RNA. RefSeq lists its product as uncharacterized. NCBI's taxonomy places the organism in Eukaryota, Fungi, Ascomycota, Eurotiomycetes, Eurotiales, Aspergillaceae. The transcript has a single exon. Bases 1 to 522 code for a protein of 173 amino acids. The record is from RefSeq and is a predicted model, not a curated record.
AUGCCGUUUCUAUCCCCUUUGCUGAAUAUCGAGGACCUAGCGCAAGCAGAUGUCCUUCCGGACUUCAUACAGAAUCGGUCAGCCAUACACCCUAAGACCUUCCUUUUCGCAGAUUCCCGCUUUGUGGCACUUGGCUACUGGCACCGCGUUUUAUCCAACAUGCACACCGAAGGGCGAAUCUCGUUCUUCUCUGAAACCGACGCCAACGCGGAGAAUUCUCCGUAUGGGAUACAAUUUGAACCCGAUGCUAUUAAAAACUUACACCUCAUCAAUCCAGUUACUGGUUAUCAUUCUCUGGUUGCCCAGAAAGAAACGUACAAGUUUCUCGUAUCGUAUCUUUUGACGCCUAUGGAGCCUUCUAUUGAGUCCACGGCUAGCUCAGGAGGGGACAAUCAAACCCAGCCCCUUUCGAUACUGAGUUUGACUGCUCGGCUACAAUAUGGGAGACCAGACCACAUUGUAUGGAAAAAUGUGAGGAGUAUUUUAAAGGCGUCCGCUGAUGAAGCUCAUGACGAUCUGUAG